Messenger RNA from Ostertagia ostertagi, 3150 nucleotides. Lineage: Eukaryota; Metazoa; Nematoda; Chromadorea; Rhabditida; Trichostrongylidae. The record is from the annotation of a GenBank genome assembly.
AUGGCGUUGGAUCUCGGAGGAAAUAAGAAGAAGCCCAAUGAUAAGAGCAAAUAUUCCAUAGUAGAAUUAUCACUAUUCAAGCCUGGCAAAAAGAAAUACUCCGAAUUUGAUUACGAGGAAAUCAGGAAAAAGCAGCUGAAAGAAGAUGACUCCAGCGGUGACGAUGAACGGUUCCACGACAGGGAAGCACUGGAGAUAGUGAAGCGACUGGAGGCCAAAUAUGGCGGUAAGAAAACCAAGAAGGGUCGGAAGCUCUGCUUUGGUACUGAAGAUGAUUACAUGGACAAAAGAGCAGGUUAUGACUUGGAGGACGAUUUUAUUGAUGACUCAGAAGCGUACGAUGAACUCAUUCCUUCGACAAUGGACACCGUUCAAGGAGGGUUCUACGUGAAUCGUGGGAAAUUGGAGUUCAAGACAAAGCACGAGGAAGUGAAUGACUCAGAUAUUUCCGAUGCGGAUGAAUCCCAGCAACAAAAGAAGGGCACGAAACGGCCACAAAUUUCGAGUGAUGACGAUGUGGAGGUCAUUGAAGAACCAGCUGUAGCUCCAACAACCAGUACGAAUGUGUCAAAAACCGUCACUGAACCUCCUGCUCCGAUUCCGAUCGCUCCUAAACCUCGAAUGGUCGGAGCUCCACCUACAAAAGUUCGGAGAAUGACGCUGGGUGAAUCUCCAAACCAACGUGCCGCUAAUGCUAUCAAGAAGCGUCUUGUAGGAAUGCCUCCAACGUUGCUGAAGAGAAAAGUCCUCCAAACAGCCGUUGCUCGCAAGGAGAAUGAAAUGAGCGAUUUUCUUCGAACCAUGUCUGGUGGAUCUAUACCUUCACCCGAUGAGGAUAUUGAAUUAAUCGCCUCUACUUCGACGCAGCCUGUUCCUAAGACUAAGACUCCCGAGAAGAUAUCGACGGAUGCUACCUCAACACCUGCCGAGGCCGAUGCUCCUUUCCCAGAGUUUGUUCCUCAAAGUACCUCCACGUCAUCUAGCGCUGAGGCAGGCGCUAGCACAGCCAGCACAGCGAUUGUGCCACCAUCUCCGAAGAAACGUCCAUUGGCUCCUAUGACCGACACACUGUCCAGUAUGAUAGAAGAGUUCAAACGCUGCACGAAUAAUCUUGCCCUGCCUGGUCAGAAGAAGCGUCUUCAAAACAUCCAUGUGGACAUGGUCAUUGCAAUAGAGGAGCAGUGCCUUAAAGAUGGUUAUUCUGUUCACGAAAAGGCACGUGUCGCACACUCCCUUGCAGAUUAUUGCGGUAUACAGAAGAAUUCGCUGUAUGCCCGUUGCAUUAAACGACGAGACGAACACAAGAAUGGUGCACCAAACUUGGCGUUUUUGGCUAAGUCUUCUGGAGGAGCGUUCUCAAACACCUCGACUCCAACAACAACAUUCAGUAGGACUGAUCCAUCACCUAUAGCUUCUUCGAUCCUAAGCAAAGCUACGGGUUCAACAAUGCCUACACCGUCUCCAAUUAAAGUGACACCCGUACCAGCUACCGUUACAGUUGCAUCAUCAUCUUUAAAGCCUACCCCUGCACAAUUACCUACAACUGCUGCCACGCCUUCUGCUGUGUCAUCUGCAACGAAACCCUCUACACCUAGUGCAGUUUCUACAUCUAGUGCCGUUUCUACAGCACCCAGUUCUGUACCAGGACAUACAAAUGUGACAACAACUGCACCGUCGCUAAAGACAAGCCAGCCGUGGACAAAUCAGAAGAAACUGGCUGCACAGGCGAUGAUCACAAAUGUAGCUGGUCUUCCAUCCUUCAGUGGAAGAGUAGGGGAACUACAGGAUGUGCUCAGAAAGAUUGCGAAUGAAUCUAUGACGUACGAAGAGUUUUUGAAGUGGCAUGACAUGAGUAUGAAGCCAGCUUCAUCGAAAUUGUCUUCUGAACAUAAGAGCGUGAAUGGUAUUGCGAAACAGAGCCAAUUGACUUCUACCUCUAAUGUAGCAGGAACAGAUUCAUCUAAAGAAACGUCGAGUGUGAUACAGUCGAAAAAUCCACAACCUUCUUCGAUAGAACCUGCAAAGCGGAUGACCCUUGCUCAAGCAAUGGUCACUUCAAAAUUACCACCUCGCAUGCGUCCGAUGACAUCUCCAAGCGCUCAGAUCUCAGAGAAGUUUGAUGCUGAAAAACAAAUGACUAUUAGAGCUGUGACGACUGCUAUAGAGAAUAGUAAAGUUACCCAUAAGAAGAAAUGUGAAGCAGCCUUGGCUGCUGGGAAACCUCAACCACGUUUCGAUUUCUUGUGGACUGAAAACUUGGCACGAGCUCUGCGAAGUCAGAUGGAUCUUUAUUGGUCCGUGCUGUUGAGUUCUGAUACCUAUGCUAAAGCUUCUGAAGGCAUUUACACCAUCUUCAGUAAAGAAAUUCUCCCUUAUUUCAAAGGAGAGAUUAAGCUGAGCCGGUUGCUUGUGGAGUACACUCGACGUAAUCCGGACAAGGCGUUCAUAUUAGCUUCUCCAAAUGCUCAGAAACUAAUGAAAGACGAAGGAGUCGACCUAAACAAAUCACAUUUUUUUGCCUCAGUUUAUGGCGUAUGGUCAUCGUCGCAUUAUCUGUUUAGUUGCUUACAUUGUGAGGGUGAGACUGCUCCUACACAAGAUGACAGGGACGUUGUUGCGAUUGAACCCAGCACAUCGAACGCCAGUACCUCGAAUGGCGACGCUGCAGCUGCAGCAGCGUCGUCAGCAGCCAUGAUUGCAUCGAAACAGGCUAUAGCAGCUUUGAAUGGAAUGGGUAUAAACAUGACGUCUACUCAGAUGGCAGAGUUGUCCUCCGCUAUGCAACAGCUCAGUUCCUUAACCACAGAUCCGCAGAAAUUGUUGAUGUUGCAACAAGCACUGAUAAUGGAGGAGCGGGAGAAGCGUCUUCAAGAGCAGGCAGAGAAGGAACGCAUCAUGAGGGAGGAAAGGGAAAGACUCGUGAAAGAGGCAGCUGAAAAAGUGAGAAAAGAGGAGGAGGAACGUCAGCGACAAGAGGAGAUCAGAAUUAAAGCUGAAGAGGAGAAAGCAAGAGAAUUGGAAAGAAAACGUCAAGCUCAGCUUCGUGAGGAAGAGGAGAAAGCUGCGCAACUACUCGAAGAGGAAAUUCUUCUGGACGAAGUGUCGCACAGCGAAGCUCCGAUCCCCCUCGAAAUGAAAUCGGCUCUUGAG